Messenger RNA from Athene cunicularia (burrowing owl), 5603 nucleotides. RefSeq names its product CTR9 homolog, Paf1/RNA polymerase II complex component (gene CTR9). The record is from RefSeq and is a predicted model, not a curated record. The transcript has 25 exons. Bases 1 to 3537 code for a protein of 1178 amino acids. Gene Ontology annotation, molecular function: RNA polymerase II complex binding. Lineage: Eukaryota; Metazoa; Chordata; Aves; Strigiformes; Strigidae. Gene Ontology annotation, biological process: regulation of DNA-templated transcription. Gene Ontology annotation, cellular component: Cdc73/Paf1 complex.
AUGAGAAGAGGCACGGCCGGGGGCAGCCGCGGGUGCGUUCGGUGUGCCGCACCGCGUGCACUGCCGUACCGCGUUCCCGUUAUUGAGCUUGACUUCGACCAGUUACCUGAGGGUGAUGAGGUUAUAAGUAUACUGAAACAGGAACAUACUCAGCUGCACAUAUGGAUUGCCUUAGCGCUGGAAUACUACAAACAAGGAAAAACAGAAGACUUUGUGAAGCUGUUGGAAGCUGCACGCAUAGAUGGUAACUUGGACUACAGAGACCAUGAGAAAGAUCAAAUGACAUGUCUGGAUACUCUGGCAGCGUACUAUGUACAGCAGGCUCGGAAGGAGAAGAACAAAGAUAACAAGAAGGAGCUCAUUACACAGGCUACCUUGCUCUAUACUAUGGCCGACAAAAUUAUCAUGUAUGAUCAGAAUCACUUGUUGGGAAGAGCCUGCUUUUGUCUGCUUGAAGGUGAUAAGAUGGACCAAGCUGAUGCACAAUUCCACUUUGUGCUGAACCAGUCUCCAAAUAAUAUCCCUGCCCUCCUCGGUAAAGCAUGCAUUUCUUUCAACAAGAAAGAUUAUAGAGGAGCCCUUGCCUACUACAAGAAAGCAUUGCGUACCAAUCCAGGUUGCCCAGCUGAGGUUCGAUUAGGAAUGGGCCACUGCUUCGUGAAACUGAACAAGCUGGAAAAAGCUCGCUUAGCGUUCAGCAGGGCUCUGGAGCUAAACUCAAAAUGCGUGGGGGCUUUGGUGGGACUGGCUGUUCUGGAACUCAAUAAUAAAGAGGCGGAUUCCAUCAAGAAUGGUGUUCAGCUCCUCUCUAGGGCUUACACAAUCGAUCCGAGUAAUCCCAUGGUGUUGAACCACUUGGCUAAUCAUUUCUUCUUCAAGAAGGACUAUGGUAAAGUACAACACUUGGCUCUUCAUGCUUUCCAUAAUACCGAAGUUGAAGCAAUGCAGGCAGAGAGUUGUUACCAGCUGGCUAGGUCUUUUCAUGUACAGGAAGAUUAUGAUCAAGCUUUCCAGUAUUAUUACCAGGCCACUCAGUUUGCCUCAUCUUCUUUCGUACUUCCAUUUUUUGGAUUGGGUCAAAUGUACAUUUAUCGAGGGGACAAAGAGAAUGCGUCACAAUGCUUUGAGAAAGUUUUGAAAGCCUAUCCUAACAAUUAUGAGACUAUGAAAAUCCUUGGAUCUCUUUAUGCGGCAUCAGAAGACCAGGAGAAACGGGAUAUUGCAAAGGGACAUCUGAAGAAAGUCACAGAACAAUAUCCUGAUGACGUAGAGGCAUGGAUUGAGCUAGCCCAAAUUCUGGAACAGACUGAUAUACAGGGUGCACUGUCAGCCUAUGGUACAGCCACACGCAUUCUGCAAGAGAAAGUACAGGCUGAUGUCCCACCAGAGAUUUUGAAUAAUGUGGGUGCUCUGCACUUCAGGCUGGGAAACCUAGGAGAAGCAAAGAAAUACUUUUUGGCAUCGCUGGAUCGUGCAAAAGCAGAAGCUGAACAUGAUGAGCACUAUUACAAUGCUAUCUCUGUAACAACGUCCUAUAACCUCGCCAGACUCUAUGAGGCUAUGUGUGAAUUUCAUGAAGCGGAAAAACUCUAUAAAAACAUUUUAAGAGAACAUCCUAAUUACGUUGAUUGCUACUUGCGCUUGGGAGCUAUGGCUAGGGAUAAAGGAAAUUUUUAUGAGGCUUCUGAUUGGUUUAAAGAAGCACUUCAGAUAAAUCAGGACCAUCCAGAUGCUUGGUCUCUGAUUGGCAAUCUUCAUUUGGCUAAACAAGAAUGGGGUCCAGGACAGAAGAAAUUUGAAAGGAUAUUGAAACAGCCCUCCACACAAAAUGAUACUUACUCCAUGCUGGCUCUUGGCAACGUCUGGCUACAGACACUACACCAACCUACAAGGGACAGAGAAAAGGAGAAGCGUCAUCAAGACCGUGCAUUGGCAAUCUACAAGCAAGUACUCAGAAAUGAUCCAAAGAAUUUGUAUGCUGCUAAUGGCAUAGGAGCUGUCUUGGCACAUAAAGGAUAUUUCCGUGAAGCUCGUGAUGUUUUUGCCCAAGUGAGAGAGGCAACAGCAGAUAUCAGUGAUGUGUGGCUGAAUUUGGCACAUAUCUACGUAGAACAGAAACAGUACAUCAGUGCUGUGCAGAUGUAUGAAAACUGCCUCAGGAAGUUCUAUAAGCAUCAAAAUACUGAAGUAUUACUAUAUUUGGCCCGGGCGCUCUUCAAAUGUGGGAAAUUACAGGAAUGCAAACAAACUUUGUUAAAGGCCAGGCAUGUAGCGCCAAGUGAUACAGUCCUUAUGUUUAAUGUGGCUUUAGUGCUCCAAAGACUAGCUACCUCUGUCCUGAAAGAUGAAAAAAGCAAUCUAAAGGAGGUGCUUAAUGCUGUGAAAGAACUGGAGCUCGCCCACAGGUACUUUAGUUACUUGAGUAAAGUAGGUGAUAAGAUGAGAUUUGACUUGGCACUUGCUGCUACAGAAGCCAGGCAGUGCUCUGACUUACUGAGUCAAGCCCAGUAUCACGUGGCUCGGGCACGCAAACAGGAUGAAGAAGAGAGGGAGCUGCGUGCAAAGCAAGAGCAAGAGAAGGAGCUGCUUCGCCAAAAACUACUUAAAGAACAGGAAGAGAAGCGCCUAAGAGAAAAAGAAGAACAGAAAAAACUUCUGGAACAAAGAGCUCAAUAUGUGGAGAAAACCAAGAAUAUUCUGAUGUUCACUGGUGAAGUAGAAGGAUCAAAGGAGAAGAAACGUGGUGGUGGCGGAGGCAGGCGUUCCAAAAAAGGAGCAGGGGAGUUUGAUGAGUUUGUCAACGAUGACAGUGAUGAAGAUCUGCCCGUGUCUAGAAAGAAAAAGAAGAGGAAGGGCAGUGGUAGUGAACAAGAUGGGGAAGAAGAGGAGGGUGAGAGAAAGAAGAAGAAGAGGAGGAGACCCCAGAAGGCGGAUGAGGGGAGUGAUGAUGAAGAACAUGAAAACGGUCCAAGACCUAAAAAACGACGUCCACCCAAAGCAGAGAAGAAGAAGGCUCCCAAACCAGAACGUCUGCCUCCUUCGAUGAAAGGAAAGAUCAAAUCAAAAGCCAUCAUUUCAUCAAGUGAUGAUUCUUCUGAUGAGGAUAAACUCAAAAUUGCUGAUGACGGACACGCUAGGAAUAGCAACAGCGAUUCAGACGAUGGGGAACAGCAGCACAGUAAACGCAUCGUUUCAGACAGCGAUUCUGACCACAGAAACAAAUCCGGUAGCGAGGCAGGGAGUCCGAAGAGGUCCAGUGUCCACCCCUCUGAGGAAGAUUCUGACAGUGACCGGCCGGCCAGGAAAAGGAGGCGGUCAGAUUCGGAGCAGUCUGACAACGAGUCUGUACAGUCAGGGAGAAGUCGUUCCGGUGGGUCAGAGAAUGAAUCGCGCCCGGCUUCUCGCAGUGCUGACUCAGACAGAGAUUCUGAGAGAGGGUCUGACAACGAGGGUUCUGGCAGGGGCUCUGGCAAUGAAUCCGAACCAGAAGCAUCGAAUGAUGAGGGGUCUGAAGGUGGUUCAGAUGACAGCGAUUAGGUCUAAGUUACAGAUCAUCCUUUUAAAAUGUUCAUGUAAAUAUGUUUCAGUUAUAGGGAAAGUUCAAUUUUUAUAUUUUAAAACUGUGAUUUAAAGAAAAAAAAAAAACUUCAUGUUUUAGUUAACUGUUGUGAGACCUUUCUGUGAUUCUUUCUAUUAGCAACUAAUGCCUGUUUCUCUAGGUUGGCUUAUACUGUAUUCUUAAGUUGAAACUGCUGUAGAUGAAGAACAGCACUGUACUAUAAUCAGCACACCGAGGAGGGAAUGCAUGUAAAAACUAUGGAACAUAAAAAUCUGUUUAGGUGAUUCCGAUGUGGCUAAAACGUGUGUUCUGUGCUUAUACAUGCAUAGGUGGAUCUUAAAAUCCUACCAAAUGGAAUAAAGAGCUGUGGAUAUUUAUCUUUUUCCUCAUUCUGAAUAAAAGGUCAGUAGGGAGGUUUUUCUUACUUUCUAUUAAAGAAUACGUUUCUCAUGAUGCAACUCCUUAUGUUUCCAAAAGUUUCUUCUCUCGCUUCUGUUUGUUAAAUUAGGUGAAAAGAUGCAGAUAUUAAAGAGACUAUAAAGUAACAGUGCAGAUGUAGGUGAACUACUUAUUUGGUAGGUAAAAAAAAAUGAGAACUACAUAUUACUUGAGAAGGGUAAAGCUGCCAGUGUCACAGUAAACUUCCUGUUUAUUUCCUUGGAGUGAUUUGCCUCUUAAAAGGUAUAAACAGAAACCCUGAAAAUGUUAAAUUUGACACAAGAAUGUGUUUUGAGGAAGUAGUCUUAACAUUAUUUUAGCUUAAGUACCUGGCUUUUGGAAUUAAGUUUGUUUGUAUAAUGUGUUCAGCAGGAACAACAAUGAAAAAUUGAUGUGUUUUAGACUAAAGUGAAUCUGAUUUCUCCCUGCAGUUUUGGAAAAAAAAAAAAAAAAAGUCAUGUUUUGCACCAGUUUUUUCACUGGUCAUGAAGUCUGAUGUUAAGCAUUUGCUAAGAGGAGGUUAUGUAGAUCUGGUCAGUAUAUUACUGUGGAUGUGGAUAGACUGUUGCUUUGGUUUUGGAAGGUCUGGAUCGUCACUACUGAUAGUUCACUUCAAGUACAAACUGAAAGUUAAGUUUCCCAUGCUGCUAUUUCUGGUUUGCUGUGAGCGUUAGCUGUUCUCGUUGCGUAUGUGUUUUUCAUGUGUUUACAGGCUGUUGGUAACCAUAACAGACAAAACCGAAUGUAGAACAGUUGAGACGUCUCUCUUUGUGGUCAGUUUGGUAUCAAGUUUCUAUAUGUGGUCUUACCUAAAACGUACAUGCUUGAUAACAGACAGCUCUCAUGCUUGUUGGGAUUAGAGCGAAACUGAAUCUUAAUUCAGUCUUCUUGUUGAUAUAGUCACUUCAGUGGAAGAUUUGCGGCAGUCCAAGGCUGAAAGCUAGGUAGCUUUGAAAACAUACACGUGAGGAAUAUUUGCGGCCCUUGUAGGAAAUGAUUCUCCUGUUGAUAGAAUCGUGACCCGGGUCUCACCUCUCUCAGAAUCGCAAGGCAGCACUGGAUAGAUGAGGUAUGUACGCUUCAUGUCACGCUGCUUCACUUACGAAGCUAUAAAGUAGCAUGAGGAAAUCAAUGCAUCUGAAGAAAACUAACACAUGCAAGGUGAAACAAAUGGAGCACUGGCAGCAAUGUCAAGUAUGGGAGUAACCAGCUUUUAGCAAUGGGAAGGAAAAAGGAAAACGUACAGUACUUACUAUGGGACUUUAGUGGAGAUGUAUUGGAGGCAGAAAAAUGUUUCUGUCGUAGCCUUCUUAUGUUAUUAAUAGCAUCUUUCUUACGAAAGGUCUGAAGGUCUUGGUUUGGUGCUGUAUGAAGCAAAAUGUAUUUUCUGUAGGUGAAAGUUAGCUCCAGAUAAAGUGCUGAGUGGCUCUUCAGAUCAAACAUCCAGUUGGAGAGAAAUAUUUUCAGUAAGUGUAAAAUUAAAGGGGUUUCCAUACAUGUAUUGUCUGAAAAGUAAGUGGAUUUUUUGAGACUUCCACAGUCAGGAGGCCUGUAAGAAGAGGUUAUAACUUGAAAGGGUUCAAAAUGCAUGAUAUCCAAGAGGCCA